This is a messenger RNA of Fonsecaea multimorphosa CBS 102226, 1233 nucleotides long. RefSeq lists its product as uncharacterized. Gene Ontology annotation, molecular function: zinc ion binding; UDP-glucose:hexose-1-phosphate uridylyltransferase activity. The coding region runs from base 1 to 1233 and encodes 410 amino acids. The transcript has a single exon. Lineage: Eukaryota; Fungi; Ascomycota; Eurotiomycetes; Chaetothyriales; Herpotrichiellaceae. Gene Ontology annotation, cellular component: cytoplasm. The record is from RefSeq and is a predicted model, not a curated record. Gene Ontology annotation, biological process: beta-D-galactose catabolic process via UDP-galactose, Leloir pathway.
AUGCCAGACACGAUCCUCGACGACAUCUCGCAUCGCCGAUACAAUCCUCUUCGGGGAAGUUGGAUCCUGGUCUCUCCUCAUCGCACCAAGAGACCAUGGCAAGGCCAGCAGGAGAGUCCUGGAGUCAUUGAUCUCCCCGUGUACGAUCCCAAAUGCUACCUAUGUCCGGGAAACACGAGAGCCUCGGGAGAUGCCAACCCCAAGUACGAGAACACGUACGUCUUUGUGAACGACUUUAGCGCAGUCAAGGAGGUGCAGGAAGAAUACAGGUCGCAGAAUGAAGGUUCGGGGAGCCUGUCCAGCAUGCUGUUACAGGCCGAGGCGGUCAAGGGCAAAUGCUAUGUCUUGACAUUCAGUGCCGCCCACAAUAUCACGUUGGCGGACAUGUCCCCGGUCGAGAUCCUUCCCAUUGUGAAAACAUGGACAGACAUCUACACGGCGCAUCUAUCCCCCAAGUCACCUCUGGCUGCGCAGGCCAAACCCACCCACCUACCGCCGUCGAACCCCCAUGCCAACGUCGGACGACCCAAGGACCAGUACCGGUGGAUGCAAAUAUUCGAGAACAAAGGUGCCGCCAUGGGUUGCUCCAAUCCUCACCCGCAUGGGCAGAUCUGGACGACCACGUCGUUGCCCGAAGAGCCCGCGAUCGAGUUGGAGCAGUUGAGGAAAUACAAUCGUCAACAAGGCGGCGGGCACAUGUUGGUGGACUAUGCCCGGCUGGAACGGGAGAAGAACGAGCGCGUUGUGUUUCAGAAUGAGACUUUCCUGGUCAUCUGUCCGUGGUGGGCGACCUGGCCGUUCGAGACCAUGAUCUUGCCCGUCAAACACAUCCGCUCUCUGGUCGACAUGGGCGAGAAGGAACAGAGGGACCUGGCGGAGGCCAUCGCAGAGAUCACUCGGCGGUACGACAACCUCUUUGAAACGAGUUUUCCUUACAGUAUGGGUAUCCACCAGGCGCCGCUGGACGGCAGUGACGAAGAGACUGAGUGCGCCAGCCUCCAUCUGCAUUUCUAUCCUCCGCUCCUGAGGAGUGCGACGGUCAGGAAGUUCCUGGUAGGAUACGAAAUGCUGGCGGAGCCCCAGAGAGACAUCACGCCGGAACAAGCUACAGUCAGGCUGCAGAAUUGCUCGGGAGAAUUGUACAGAAAGAAGCUGGGUAAUAACAAGGAGGUGGGAGAAGAGGUUCAAAAGCAGCCUGCGCCCGACAAGGCCAUGACAGGACCCAGCUCAUAA